Molecule: messenger RNA, 3333 nt
Organism: Ogataea haglerorum
Lineage: Eukaryota; Fungi; Ascomycota; Pichiomycetes; Pichiales; Pichiaceae
Exons: 1
Coding region: 1-3333 (1110 amino acids)
Biological process (GO): regulation of cell shape
Molecular function (GO): protein binding
Source: RefSeq, a predicted model, not a curated record
AUGGCACCGUUUUUUAAAAUUAAGAGUAAGUCUCCAAGAGUUUCAUCCGAAGGAAGCUCUUCCCCAAAUGAAACCCUUCAAACUCCGCAAAGUAGUCGAAUCCCUUCAAACUCCAGUGAAAAGGUUGGGCAUGCUCUUCAGGGCAAAUCAGCAGCUUCAGGAACGGAGCAGCAUGUAACAUCUCAUAUCACACCAAUCAAAGAACAAAAGAAUCAAAUUGCGUCCUUUAGGGCUUUACCUCCACGUACGCUUCCCAUAGAUCAAUCUGAACACUUUCCCUACCAGUCAUUCUCAGAACUCCGACGCCAAACAUUCUCGAAUCCAGUGAUAAUGGAAGACGAUCAGAUAAAUGGAAACACGGUACCUACGCAACUUGGGACUGCAGCCGAAACAAAAGUUCCUCAGAAAGUAGAUGCUAGUAGAAAUGCCGGCGAAGUCCAACAGCAAGCGCGAUCUAAGAUAGCCCCUAGCAGUCCCUGGAAAAAAAAAAUCCUCUAUAAUUCUCCUUUCCCCAGGUUUAGUCAUGCCGCUUCAUCUUUUACCUCAGAAGCCGGAGCUCUUUAUUUAAUGGGGGGGCUUUGUGGUAAGAACGUGUUUGGGGAUAUGUGGAUUGUGGAGCCUAUAAAGAGCACCCCUGAUAAUUCGAACGACUAUCCAUAUAUUGCAUCCGCAAUUGAGAAUUUUGAGAAAAUUCCAUCACCAAGAAUUGGGCAUUCUUCAACUUUGAUAGGAAAUGCAUUUAUUGUAUUUGCGGGAGAUACUGUUACCAACACAACUCAAGAGCUUGACAACAAACUAUAUUUUUUCAAUAUUACGUCACUCAAAUGGACCAUCACUUCUCCUGAGGGUUUAAAACCUUGUGGAAGAUACGGGCAUCAAAUUGCUGUUCUCAAUUUUGAGAACGAUGCUAGCCCAUCAAAAUGGUCGAGCUACCUCUAUGUGUUUGGCGGACAAGUAGAGAACGACUAUUUCAAUGACAUGUGGAGGUUUGAUCUCUCGAACUUUAGAGACCCUAAAACCCAAUGGGAGCAAAUUGCCAUUGACGACGGAGACAUUGCCCCUCCAAUGACCUCCAACCAUACUAUGACCGCGUAUAAUAACAAGUUAUAUGUGUACGGGGGAACAGACGGAAUCAGCAUCUACAAUCAUCUUUUGGUUUUCGAUUCUUUUACAAACAGAUGGGAGUUUUGCACGUUAAAAGGUUCAGUUAUCCCACCUCCAUUGCAAGGACACGCAGCCGCAAUAUACCAGAAUUUGCUUUUUAUUUUUGGAGGCAAGACAGUUGGCGGUGAAGCCUGUGAUGGGCUCUAUAUCAUUGACUUAAAUACCUUAACUUGCUUUCAACUGGAGUCUAACCUUUUAUGUUCGCCUGCUCAAAGGUGUGGUCAUACAAUCACCAUUGACCCAGCUCAUGAAAAGUUGUUGGUCAUGGGUGGCGACCAGUUGGAUAAUGAUUUUACUCAUGUUUCUGAGACUAAAAACAAGCCUGUUCAAGGUUCUCGCUUUGAAUAUCGAAACUCAAUCAUUUAUGAACUAGACCUUCAGCUUCUCCCACACUUUUUAAAGUUCACGUCCAGUCUGGACAAACAGCCCGAAGCAAAAUCUUCUCAGUCGUUCAGGGAAUUAUCUGAAAUAUCAAUCAACAAUAAUAAUGAACCUGUUGGUGUCACAAGAGGUUCAAGUAGGUUAAGUCAGUAUGCUGUUUAUGAAAAAGUGAGUGACGACGAUGACAUCAAGGAAAUAGUUGAUGACCAGGUUGAUGACCCUACUGUCUCCCAUCCAUUCCGACGUCAAAGUGAAAAGGAUCUACCGAAACUCGAACAAGAUUGUGAUAACGAGAACCUAGCUCUCACGCUUCCCGAUCCUGGGCCUCAGUCAGACGAAACAGAAGCAAGUUACACGUCGCGUGGUUUUAUGAGAGCCCAUGGAAAGUUGUCCAACGCACCAAAAAAGAAGACACCAUAUUUUCAUGUCAAUGGCGAUGCGGGAGAGCAAGUCCUAAGUAAUGCAGGGGGGUUCGCAACAACUCUUGCUACAGAUUCCUAUCAAAAUAUUGAAAACACUCACUGCAACAAAAAUUCAUUUGAGUCCAGUAAGCAAGAGUAUGCUGGACUAGAUACUUUUGGGCCAUCCAUUAGGAACGGUUCGGAUCUGAAUAUAAAAUCUGUGGAGGAGUUCACGAACCUGCUACAUUCUCUUAAAAAGGACAUGGCUGAGAAAGUUGAAAGAGCGAAUUAUCAGCUCAAUAGUCUAGAAUCCCAACGUCAGGAACUUAUCAGAGAGAAUGAAUUGCUUAAGUCACAGAUCGCUGGAGAUGCAGCUGAACGAGGACGACCAAUACAAGAAAAAUUCAAUGAAAGAGAGCCUUUUACUGUGGUCUCAGCGAGAAACUUCAGUGACAGUCAGCGUAUUGCAUUGGAAAAUCGGGUUACUCAGCUGACCGCGAAGAAUACGGCAUUACUUUCCAAAGUGAAGAAUUACGGCUGGCUAUUUGAACAACGUUUACAAAACUUGGACAAAGUCAAUCUCUUGGUUCAAGAACAAGAGAGGAGCAUUCGAUUACUGAAAUCGCAUUUGAAAGGUGAGGCAGCAAUAUCAAAUAAGUUAACGGAACUUGAAAGUCGGAUCAAGUGCGCUGAGGAAAAGUCAAGGUACUUAUCUGACAUCGUUGGCAUUAGAGACAAUACAACCUCUGAUGUCUUAGAAUCAUUCGUUGAUAAAAGGAAAUGUUAUUACUUACAAGCCAGUCAACUUGCAGAGACUAUUGGCGAACUUCUAAAAUCUUGGAAAGACACUCCAAGAGAGCGUCUUCUCGAUCACCUGGUUCAUGACUCAAACUCACCUCAUCAGUUGGUAGGUGCAAAUGAUGGUAAUCUAGCAGAAGAUCUUCAAAAGCAAGUCAAUGAACUGAUAGCAAGCAAGAGAAAUGACGAGGAAAAGAUUAGUAAACUCACGGAAGAGCUGAGAAUGUAUUCUCUCAAAGCUAAGGAACUUGAAGACUCCUAUAAGAAGUCUUAUGCCUCUCUUAGGAACUCGCAUAAGGCGCUUACGGUAUCUCAAAGUGAAAUCGAGAAACACAAAGAGCUUAACAAGCGUUUGAUGAAUGAAUUGAAAGAACUGCAAAUGAAAAGUAUGAACACCAGCGAUAAAGAGAUGAAAGAUAACUCAUCUGACACGAGUAACACUUCAGGAAUCGAUACUUCCUUUGAUGCCAGGUACGACGUCAAGAUCAAAGAUUUGGAAGCAGAGUUAUUUAUUGUGAGUCAGGAAAGAGAUCAAUUAAAGGAAGAAAUAAUAUCGUUGAAGAAAAAGCUUUACGCAGUUUCAUCUUGA